Molecule: messenger RNA, 1458 nt
Organism: Kuraishia capsulata CBS 1993
Lineage: Eukaryota; Fungi; Ascomycota; Pichiomycetes; Pichiales; Pichiaceae
Exons: 1
Coding region: 1-1458 (485 amino acids)
Biological process (GO): UDP-N-acetylglucosamine biosynthetic process
Molecular function (GO): UDP-N-acetylglucosamine diphosphorylase activity
Source: RefSeq, a predicted model, not a curated record
AUGAUUAUGACAUCGAUCAAAGACCAGUUCAUUGACGCAGAUCAACCACAUCUGUUUCAGUUCUGGGAAAAGCUUACACAGGAGGACCAAGCCUUGUUCUUAGAACAGCUUUCCAAAUAUCCCAACCCACGCCUGCUUUGCAACACGGUCAAACAGGCAAUCCAGUUAAAUGCGGAAAGCACCUCUGGCGGUAGCAGCAAGAAUGCGUCUCCGUUACCAGAAUCGUCCUGUGUUUCCAUCCUGGAGGAGACCGCGUCUGACCUGAAGAAAUGGGAAGACCAGGGCUUUGAGUUGUUUCACAAGGGCCAAGCAGCCAUUGUGUUGAUGGCCGGUGGUCAGGGUACGCGCCUGGGAUCCGAGAAUCCCAAGGGAUGCUACGACAUUGGACUGCCUUCGAACAAGCCUGUGUUCCAGAUUCAGGCUGAGCGCAUUCUGAAACUGCAACAGUUAACUGACGAAAAGUAUAGCACCACUGGAACGGUUAUUCCAUGGUACAUUAUGACUUCUGGUGCCACCAGGGCCACUACGGAAAAGUUUUUCAACAGCCACAACUACUUUGGACUUCAGAGAGAAAACGUUGUGUUUUUUGAUCAAGGCUUUUUGCCAUGUUUCAGCAUGGAUGGCUCCAAGAUUCUCAUGAAGGACCAGCACAACAUCUGUGAGGCUCCUGACGGAAACGGAGGCUUGUAUAAGUCUAUGUACGACAGCGGUGUUUUGCAGGACUUUCAGCAAAGGGGAAUCAAGCACAUCCACAUGUACUGUGUGGACAACGUGCUGGUGAAGGUUGGUGAUCCUGUUUUCUUGGGAUGGGCUUCGUCUCAGAAAUAUGAUAUCGCAACCAAGGUGGUGAGGAAAAGAAGUGCCCACGAGUCCGUUGGUCUCAUUGUUCUGGAUCGUGAUUUGAACGCUCCAUCGGUGAUUGAGUACUCCGAGAUCUCCAAAGAGUUGUCCGAGAAGGUUGACGAAGACACUGGAAAGCUGCAUCUGAGAGCUGCCAACAUCGUCAACCAUUAUUACAACGUGGACGUUCUGAACAGAAUGAUCCCAGAGUGGAUCUCGUCUCAGGACUUCCUUCCUUUCCAUAUUGCCAAGAAGAGGAUUGCCUCAUUGGACUUCAAGACUGGAGAGUUGGUCAAGCCAGUUGAACCAAAUGGAGUCAAGCUGGAGCAGUUCAUCUUUGACGUGUUCCCAAGCAUCACCCUGGAAAAGUUUGGAUGCAUGGAGGUUUGCAGAGAUUCCGAGUUUUCGCCUCUAAAAAACGCCCCAGGAGCUGCUAACGAUACACCCCAGACGUGCUUGUCAAGUAUAUUGAAUAGAUCCACGAAAUGGGUGCUGGAAAACGGUGGAUUGUUGGAGUCUCCAGAUGCUCAGGUCGAGGUUAGUCCAUUGACAAGUUAUAAUGGCGAGGGUUUGGAGUUUGUGAGAGGCAAGGUGUUCAAGAAUGGCGAAUGCAUAUGA